CAUUUGAAAAAGUAGAAGCAUUAGCCAAGAUUCAUCGGUAUUAUACAACCCAUGCCAAAGAAGAGAUUUCUUAUAUUGAUCGUGAGCUUACUUUAGAGGAUGUGUUAACCGUAGCAAAUGGAGUUGAGGAAUUGGAUGAUAAUGAUUCAAAUGAAGGCUCUGCUGAUGAUGAAACAGAAUUAGAAUCAUUAGAUGAGACUUUGAAUUUGGAAAAAGAUUUUGAUUUAAAUCAUGAAGUUUUUGGAGAAGAAGAUCAAAAUUAUAAUAUAAAAUCGAAUUCUGAAAAUGUAGCUGAAGAACAACCAAAUUAUGAUUACAAUAUAGAUA
Molecule: messenger RNA, 327 nt
Organism: Racocetra persica
Lineage: Eukaryota; Fungi; Glomeromycota; Glomeromycetes; Diversisporales; Gigasporaceae
Source: the annotation of a GenBank genome assembly